This is a messenger RNA of Aspergillus heteromorphus CBS 117.55, 1405 nucleotides long. Its product is annotated as GOLPH3/VPS74 family protein. Gene Ontology annotation, molecular function: phosphatidylinositol-4-phosphate binding. Gene Ontology annotation, biological process: Golgi vesicle budding; Golgi to plasma membrane protein transport; Golgi organization. Gene Ontology annotation, cellular component: Golgi cisterna; trans-Golgi network; cytosol. The transcript has 4 exons. Bases 1 to 1062 code for a protein of 353 amino acids. The record is from RefSeq and is a predicted model, not a curated record. NCBI's taxonomy places the organism in Eukaryota, Fungi, Ascomycota, Eurotiomycetes, Eurotiales, Aspergillaceae.
AUGGCCUCAGCCGGGGGCUUGACCCGCCGAAGAGGUGGCGGUCGAGUCGCUGGCCCCGAAGACGCCGACGACAGUAGAGUUUCGUCGCCCGUGUCGAGAAACGGCUCUUCUCUCGAUAACCGUAUCCCCGAGACCUCGUUCACCAACUCCGAAAAUGGCCACAAGAUCGCCUUCGACCCCCGCGACAUCAGUGAGACGGAGGAGCGGAGCAAGCAGCCCAAGCUGACGCUCAUGGAGGAGGUGCUGCUGCUGGGAUUGAAGGAUAAGCAGGGUUAUCUGUCUUUCUGGAACGAGAACAUUUCCUACGCCCUGCGAGGGUGCAUUGUCAUUGAGCUGGCGCUGCGUGGUCGGAUCGCCAUGCAGAAGGAUUCGUCUCGACGCCGUUUCCCCUUGGCCGAUCGGGUGAUUGAGGUGGUCGACGAUACGCUGACCGGGGAGGUCUUGCUGGACGAGGCGCUGAAGAUCAUGAAGUCGAGCGAGAAGAUGAGCGUCAACUCCUGGAUCGACCUGCUGAGUGGUGAAACAUGGAACUUGAUGAAGAUUGGCUACCAGCUGAAGCAAGUGCGCGAACGUCUCGCCAAGGGCCUGGUUGACAAGGGAAUCCUCCGGACCGAAAAGCGCAACUUCCUCCUCUUCGACAUGGCCACGCAUCCCGUGGCCGACGGAGGCGCCAAGGACGACAUCCACCGCCGUGUCCGCAACAUCUGCAGCAGUCGCACCGUGAUCCUCCCGGCCAACACCUGGCUCCCCGAAGACGUCGAGUUCCGCUACCUGCGGACCAUCACCAUGGUGUGCGCGGCCUAUGCGGCCAAUGUGCUGGAAAAUGCGCUCGUCACGAUGAGCCACGAGGCUCGCGAGCGGGCCUUUGCGCAGGUGGAUGAGUUACUGGCCGAGUAUUCGCAGUGGCCGUUCGGCCGGAAACCGGGCGGUUCGCAGGCCAUUGGUGCCAACCUGGCGCAGGCCGUGAACGACGAGGUGAACAAGGGCAAGGACAGGGAGCUUCAGUUGGAGAUCGUGGCAGCAUGUUUGAGCGUUUUCACUAGACUCGACUCCCUUCUGUAGGGCUUUAUUCUACCGUCAUCUGCUAUAGUCCCCAACCUAGUUCGUCUUCUCCACCAUCUUCCCUUCUUAUGCUAUUGGUUUCCGAAACAUACAAAACAACUUGCGCGGGGAGCCCCUUGGCUUUUUGUUUUGAAGUAGUCACCGGCACACCGGUUGGAACUGGCAGAGCGGCGUUAUAUGAAUCAACCGUGGAGAACGGUCACUUGCAUUGUUGUACGAGAUGUUCGAUCUGAUCUAUUGAUCUGCUUUGUUGUCUGCCUGCGUGUUUCGUCUUUCUUCUCCAUCGACUCGCCCCUGCCUUGCAUCCCUCCUCAGUGGCCGGGCAUGCCAUGUGUAUUGCAUA